UAUUCUCGUAAAGUCAAGUGAGCCAUGACAUAUGAGCUCUUAUUGUGAGCACACAGGACGGUGGCAUCUUUCUAAGGUUUUUUUUAUUUUCCCAGCAAUCAGUACAACCAAGUCAUCGUUAUAAGGCAUCGCCCUCUUUUGCCCACCCCCCCAGCACCAGGUGUGGCCACUAGCCUAUAUGAAGGCCCAAAAUUGUGUGUUCCUUUCUGCUCUGACAAUGGCAUGCCCAUUCGUGCGAGAUGUGGUGGAUGAAGAAGCACUUGUGCUGAGGAGAGCCUUCAGGCGAGAAAGGGUCUUCAGGGACCGGUUGGACCCACUGGCCUUCCCUGACGACCAUCUAUAUGAAAGAUACAGGUUUUCUGCAGAUGGCAUCAGGUAUCUAUGCAGACUACUGGGUCCCAGGAUUAAGCACCGCACUGCACGGAGCCAUGCACUGAGUGUGGAGCAAAUGGUUUGUGUGGCCUUGCGCUUUUUUGCUAGUGGAGCCUUCCUGUACUCAGUGGGGGAUGCAGAACAGCUGAACAAGGCCACAAUUUGCCGCACAAUAAGGAGUGUGUGUCUGGCUAUCAAAGCAUUAGCAGAUGUCUUCAUCUCCUUCCCUGGCCACAGAAGACUCUGUGACAUCAAAGAGGAGUUCUAUAGGAUUGCAGGUUUCCCCAAUGUCAUUGGUGCAGUGGACUGCACACACAUAAGGAUAAAAGCCCCCUCAGGUGCCCAUGAGGCCGAUUUUGUGAAUAGGAAAUCCUUUCACAGCAUUAAUGUUCAGAUGGUCUGCAAUGCUGACUGUGUGAUCAGCAAUGUUGUGGCAAAAUGGCCUGGCUCAGUCCAUGACUCCAGAAUCUUUCGGGCCUCUGAAAUCUAUCAGUGCCUAUCACAAGGUGAAUUCUCUGGUGUGUUGCUGGGAGACAGGGGGUAUGGCUGCCAGCCUUUUCUCCUGACACCUUUCACAGACCCCCAGGAAGCACAGCAGGCCUACAACCAUGCCCAUGCCAGGACCAGGGCCAGAGUUGAAAUGACCUUUGGCCUCCUGAAGGCACGCUUUCACUGCCUUCACAAAUUAAGGGUCAGCCCUGUUAGGGCAUGUGAUAUUACUGUGGCUUGUGCUGUCCUCCACAAUGUGGCCUGCCUGAGGAAGGAGAGGGCCCCCAGAGUGCCACCAGCCAUGGACUGGGACAAUCCGGCAAUCUUCCCUGAUGACGACAGUGGUCGGCUGCUGAGGGACCAAUAUGUGUUGAAUUAUUUUAGUUAGUAUGUGUGCUUUCAAUUUUGGUUAAAUAUGUCCUGCGGUGGCAGAGGAAUUUGUUUUUUUUGGGGUUCGUUUUUUUACGAAUUUGGCCUCUUAUGAUGUUUGUGCGGUAUACUGUGUGUAAUACAAGGCUGCAGGGAGGCUACUGCAUCCAUUCAUUUGUCUGUUCAGUUGAUGUGUAUGGAUUUGUCCUGCAUUUAUUUUAGUGUGCAGACAUG
Messenger RNA from Oncorhynchus gorbuscha (pink salmon), 1464 nucleotides. RefSeq names its product putative nuclease HARBI1. NCBI's taxonomy places the organism in Eukaryota, Metazoa, Chordata, Actinopteri, Salmoniformes, Salmonidae. The transcript has 4 exons. The record is from RefSeq and is a predicted model, not a curated record. The coding region runs from base 179 to 1249 and encodes 356 amino acids.